This is a messenger RNA of Bombus impatiens (common eastern bumble bee), 3082 nucleotides long. Its product is annotated as transcription factor Sox-21-B-like. Gene Ontology annotation, molecular function: RNA polymerase II cis-regulatory region sequence-specific DNA binding; DNA-binding transcription factor activity, RNA polymerase II-specific. The record is from RefSeq and is a predicted model, not a curated record. NCBI's taxonomy places the organism in Eukaryota, Metazoa, Arthropoda, Insecta, Hymenoptera, Apidae. The transcript has 2 exons. Gene Ontology annotation, biological process: cell differentiation; anatomical structure morphogenesis; regulation of DNA-templated transcription. The coding region runs from base 733 to 1713 and encodes 326 amino acids.
CCAGCUACUCCACUCGGUCCCGAUUCCUCCCUGGCUCAUCCCAGACUCGAUGUCAGAGAGGUCCUGACGGAUUCUUACCAGUCCUCGUCACGGUAUCAAUCACACAGCUUCCCUACGGUUAACUUGGUGUCGGUGCGCUGUUUCUCUCCUUAUGAGCAAUCGAGAAGAAACCAGUUUUAAUUGAAUCGAACAAGGACAGAUCGAAUGGAGAGGAUUCAAGGAGCUGGCCUUAACGAGACAUAUUCGUAUAACAUUGAAGAAUGAAUCUCUCUGUGAGUGACUGCUGGAACGACGAUCAGAUUCGAAGAACAUCUUUCGUGUGAAUUUUGAAAUUCGGUUAGAGGGGGUGAGUGUAAAAAGAGAAAGAUUCUGGCUCGAAGAUUCAUAAGAAGAUUGAAAGAGAAAGUUGAUGACAGUUUGAGACAGCAGAGUUUUGUUGCGAGAAUUUUGAUUGGAAUUGUGGUUUGAAGACUGAAAUCGAGUCGUCGUUGAGCAUGUGGAAAUUGUUAGCUUUGACGACCACGUGAUCGAAAGUUGUAGAAAGGUGCAGUGUACAAUAUUUGUCAAGAUCGAUACUCAUCGAGCAAUGAUGAAGGACAAGAAUAGUGAAGAAAAAAAUUGUUUAUCGAUAAAAAGAUGUGAAAGAAUGAUAUCGAUAGAAGAUAGGAAUUGAAUUUGUAGAAGGAAUUGAUCGAAAAUAAUUGUAGAUCGUAAAUCAGAAUAACGGUCGAGAUGUCAUCGAAAACGCUUCACAACGAGCACAUCAAACGUCCGAUGAACGCGUUUAUGGUGUGGUCACGGGGACAGCGACGGAAAAUGGCCCAGGAAAAUCCGAAGAUGCACAAUUCUGAGAUAUCGAAGAGGCUUGGCGCCGAAUGGAAACUGCUCAGCGAAAGUGAAAAGCGACCUUUCAUCGACGAAGCUAAAAGAUUAAGAGCCCUCCACAUGAAAGAGCACCCAGACUACAAGUACCGGCCACGCAGGAAGCCGAAAUCUUUAGUAAAGAAAGAGAACAAAUUCGGUUUCUCGAUAUCACCCCUGAUGUCCUCGGGUGAGACCUUAGGCAAUAUAUCGAGAAGCCUCUUGCCACCUUUGGCACCACCAUCGCACCACACGUUGAUGAGCCACGAGGAUCUCAAGAUCCCCCGUUUCUUCCCGCCAUUUCCAUACCCCCUAUAUCCUAUACAACACAAACUUGGAGAAGAGUUCAACGGUGGCAAAUUGGCCGCAGAUUUGGCGCUUCAAGCACUCUACGGAGGCAGCACCUUUUACUCGAGCCAUCAAACCAUGUCCUGGCCGGGAUUAUCAACAGCGACCUGUCUCCAACCCAAUUGUGGCUGUCCAAGUCCACCUAAAGAUCCAAAGAGGCCGUACUUGCCCACCAAAUUAGAAGAAAGACCUUUUCCUAGUCCAGGUAAGCCAGAAGAGGAUGGAUUUCCUUCGGACAGAGACUCUAGCAGGGAAGAAGCUCGAUAUAGAAAACUUGAAGAAGAUACGUACUUGUCUUCGGUCGACAGGCACCAGGAAGACAGGUCUCAAGAUAGAUUUUCUUCGUCUUCUUCUUCGUCACCUACCGAUCAGACAGAAAAAGCUGUUAAUAGUGUUCCAACGACGACGUCGACCGCAACGACAAAAGUGGAGAGCGCGUUUUCGGUUCAAAAUCUGACGUCGUCCAGUUCAAAUUUGGGAAGUCAUCGCGGCCACGUCAUAUGAAGGCCGCUUCCGGUUCUCCCGGACCUAAACUUCCGGGGGAACCUGGUACCACCUGGAUGGCCAAGCACUGACUGGUGGAGGGUACCACCGAUGUUAUCGCCCAUUCCUCAGACCACGGUGACGAAUUUAAACGUACCACCAAAGGACGACGAGGUUCAAUUACAAGAAGAACAGAGAAACUCCGUGAUGGCCAGAUCGAGGGGCAUUCAUAUUGGAAAUGUACAGUGAUCAUUGAUGCCCAGGGAGAUGAAUAGCUUCUAAAAUGAUUCGAUUCAAAACUGUCGAUCGAAGGUCCAUAAUCUGUUAUGUAAACGAUGACGAAAGAAAGUUAUCAAUUGUGUAUAUGAUGUAAACGGGACUUUUCAUUGGAAAAGUGACUCUUUUACGAAUCGGAGAUUUACAUUUAUAGAAUCUUAUACUCUCCUCCUUAGUUAAAAUGUCUUAUCUACCACCUUGAAACUGAAGAAAACUGAAGUUGAAUGGUGUACUUUGUUCGAUCUUUAGUUUUCUUCGUUCAAUCGAAAAUACUUAGUCACUAUUUCUUAAGAGCAUGUGUAAUAUAACAUAUUGUUAAAAGAUAAAAACAUAUGGAAAUACUAAUUGGGUUCAUAUUUGAACCUAAUUAAUUGUUAUGUAAAUGCUAUAAUAAAUACGAUGACAUGUAAAUACCUUCCGUAUCCGCUGCAUAUCUUCAAAAAUACUAGAUAGGAUAUUUUGACGAAGGAGGGCUGUAUAGAAAAAGGUAUGAAAGAUGAACCACGAAGGUCGUCGAUCGUUCGUAACCUGUUGCGUUGUGUGAUAAUUCCAACAGCCUACUUAACCUGUUUUUUACGAUUGUAUAUAUGAUAUCUCGUUGAGAGGAAAUCCUAAAACCUGGUUGGAGACCUCGAGAAAUACCACAUCAUCCCAGUGAUGUUCCACAAUGUCCACGAGUGAUCUUACUCUUGGGAGUUGCAGCUUUUUCGCUAGGGAGACGGAACGAGUCGAACUUUUCGAUGAGAAUUCGUUAUGCGACUCGACGGUGGAUACCAAAGCCGAAUCGAUAACUCGCCACGGCCAAAAUCCUACAAAGAGAGAAGCGAAAGGGUCCUUUCUGGCAAAGCGUGUACAGGGAUGCCAGAGAAGAGUCCAAUUUUGAUGAGAUAACCAACCCUCUCGGUGGCACAUAUUACCGCACACGCGAGCCCAAAGCGCCACGGGAGGACAGAAAAGAGCCCCCAUACGAGCGAAGAGAGGUAGGAAAAAAAUAAAACCCUCUUCGAGCAGAGGCAAAUCUCUUCUUUAGGGCGCGGCCAUGCGAAAUAAGCCAAACAUUCUGAAUGCUAACGUAGAUGCGACACAGCGGACCUGUAUACGCGUUAUACCACCC